CUCCCUCAGUCUGUGUGACUGUACUCUUCAUACUCACACUGUCUCUCUUCAGCUGCAGGAUACAUCAACACCACGCAUCAGAAGAGCUGUCAAUGAUCCACACUCGGAUAUGUCGCUCUUAAUCCACUUUGUCACUUUUCUGGCCCUGUGGUGGCCCUGCUGCAGGGCUCAGUUCCCGGAGUUUGCAGAUGUGUGCACGGAGGGCAGCUGUUAUCCCGCCACAGGUGACCUGCUGAUCGGCCGCGCGCACAAACUCACCGCCUCCUCCACCUGCGGACUCAAACAUCCCGAGAAAUUCUGCAUCGUCGGACAUCUGGAGGAGGAGAAGAAAUGUUUCACGUGCGACUCGAGCAGGAUGUUCGACGAGGACAGCAACCAGAACAGCCACACCAUCGAGAACGUGGUCACCACCUUCGCUCACAACCGCCUCAAGACCUGGUGGCAGUCGGAGAACGGUGUGGAGAACGUAACCGUCCAGCUGGACCUUGAGGCCGAGUUUCACUUCACCCACCUUAUCAUGACCUUCAAGACGUUUCGGCCGGCUGCCAUGAUAAUCGAGCGCUCGAUGGACUUCGGGAAGUCGUGGCAGGUUUAUCGCUACUUCGCCUACGACUGCGAGUCGUCUUUCCCCGGCGUGUCCUCCGGGCCGAUGGUCAAAGUGGACGAGAUCCUCUGCGACUCGCAUUACUCCGACAUCGAGCCGUCCACAGAGGGAGAGCUGAUAUUUCGGGUGUUGGACCCCGCCUUCAGGAUUGAUGACCCCUACAGUCUGAGGAUUCAGAACAUGCUGAAGAUCACCAACCUGCGGGUGAAGUUCGUCAAGCUCCACACGCUGGGUGACAACCUGCUCGACUCCCGAGACGAGGUGACGGAGAAGUACUACUACGCCCUCUAUGACAUGGUCGUCCGCGGCAACUGCUUCUGCUACGGCCACGCCUCCGAGUGCGCACCGAUCGACGGAGCCCCGAAAGGAGACGAGGGCAUGGUGCACGGCCGUUGUGUUUGUAAUCACAACACAGAGGGACUAAACUGCGAGCGCUGCCAGGACUUCUACCACGAUUUACCCUGGAGGCCCGCUGAGGGGCGAAACACUCAUGCCUGCAAGAUGUGCGAGUGCAACCAUCACUCGACAUCGUGCCACUUCGACAUGGCCAUAUACAAGACGACCGGCAACGUGAGCGGAGGCGUGUGCGACGACUGCCGACACAACACGGUGGGCCGGCAGUGCGAGCAGUGCGCCCCCUUCUACUACCAGCACCCGAACAGAGACCUGCGGGACCCCAGCGUCUGCGAGCUGUGUAACUGCGACCCCGUCGGGUCCCUGCAGGGCGGUCUGUGCGACUCGAGGACCGACGUUGCAGCCGGGCUGAUCUCAGGUCAGUGCCGGUGCAAAGACAACGUGGAGGGCGAGCGCUGCGACCACUGCAGACAGGGGUACCACGGGCUGGGACAGGGGGCGCACGGCUGCCUGCCUUGUACCUGUAACCCGCUGGGAACUCUGCAGGGAGGAAACUCCUGUGACUCCAAGACGGGAAGUUGCUUCUGCAAACGUCUCGUUGACGGACAUAACUGCGAUCAGUGCAUUCCUCAGCACUGGGGUCUCUCCAAUGACAUGGACGGCUGCAGACCGUGUGACUGCGACCAGGGAGGAGCCGUCGACAAUAACUGUGACCCUCACACAGGACAGUGUGUGUGCAGGGAGCACAUGUUUGGUCGGCGCUGCGGUCAGGUCGAGUCCGGCUUUUACUUCAUCGCUCUGGAUCACUACACCUACGAGGCCGAGGACGCCGAGCACGGACCUGGUGUGACGGUGGUACACAGGCCUUACCCUCUGGAUCGCAGUCCCACCUGGACCGGUAUGGGUUUUGUCAACGUGCCAGAAGGAGCGUACUUAGAGUUCCACAUCAACAACAUCCCAGAGUCCAUGGACUAUGACAUCCUUGUUCGCUAUGAGCCUCAGCUGCCGCAGCAGUGGGAGCAGGUGAACGUCCGAGUUCACCGUCCCGUCAUCAACCCUCCAAACUAUUCAGGUCACUGCAGCAACUCCAUCCAGAGCGAAGACGAGCAGCUCAUCUCUCUGCCGCCUGGAUCCAGACACGUGCUGCUGGUGAGGUCGGUGUGUUUCGAGAAAGGACUGAACUACACGAUCCUCCUCACUCUGCCUCGCUACUCGUCUGUCAGCGACGUCCAGAGCCCGUACACACUCAUCGACUCUCUGGUGCUGAUUCCUCGGGUCAGGGAGAUGGACAUGUUCCACGGGAGCGACGGCGAGGGAGCGUGGGACACGUUCCAGCGUUACCGCUGUCUGGAGAGCAGCCAGAGCGUCGUCAAAAGCCCCAUGACCGACAUCUGUAACGACUACAUCUUCAGCGUCUCCGCUCUGCUGCACAAAGGAGCCAUGGCAUGCCAGUGUGACCCUCAGGGCUCCCUCAGCGCCGUGUGCGACCCCAGCGGAGGUCAGUGUCGGUGUCGACCGAACGUCGUGGGCAGGAACUGUGACCACUGCGCUCCGGCCACGUUCCUGUUCAGCCCCGCCGGCUGCAGACCCUGUGGGUGUGACCUCGCGGCCGCCGUCAGCGCCUUCUGUCACGAGGCGACCGGUCAGUGUCAGUGCGCCCCGGGGGCCACGGGGCGUCAGUGCUCCCACUGCCUGCCGGGUUUCUGGGGUUACCCUCAGUGCAGGCCGUGUCAGUGCAACGGACACAGCGAGUUCUGCCACCCGCACACCGGAGAGUGUCAGGGCUGCAGAGACUUCACCACCGGACAACACUGUGAGAGGUGUUUGGAUGGUUACCAUGGCGACCCAGAGUUGGGCUCAGGUGAUCACUGUCGCCCCUGCAUGUGCCCCGACGGACCCCGCAGCGGACGCCAGUUUUCAGACAGCUGUUACCUCCUGUCCCCGUCCAACCAGCUGGUGUGUGUGUGCAGCGCAGGAUACAAAGGCGCCAGGUGUGAUCAGUGCGCCCCGGGUUACUUCGGGAACCCUCUGGUCCCCGGGGGCCGCUGCCUGCCCUGCCAGUGUAACAGCAACAUCGACAUGCACGACCCGGCGUCGUGCGACGCUCGGACGGGCGCCUGCCUCAAGUGCCUCUACCACACCGAGGGCUACGCCUGUCAGCACUGCAGGCUGGGUUACUACGGCAACGCUGGCACUCAGAGCUGCAGGAAGUGUAUGUGUUACUCGACGGGGACGGCCCCUCAGGCCUGCUCGUCCCCCGAGGACUGUCAGUGCAAUCAGAUCGGCGGUCAGUGUCCCUGCCAGCCCAACGUGGUCGGUCAGAACUGCGACCGCUGCGCCCCCGACACCUGGAACCUCGCCAGCGGGACGGGCUGCGAGCGCUGCUACUGCGAUCCCGUCCACUCCUUCGGCUCCUCCUGCGAUGCGGUCACAGGACAGUGUAUGUGUAAACCUGGUUUUGGUGGCAAGACGUGUGGGGAGUGCAGAGAGCUCUUCUGGGGCGACCCGGAAAUCAAAUGUCACGCUUGUGACUGUAACUCUCUGGGAAUCUCCAGCGAGCAGUGCCACCGUGCGACAGGCCAGUGCACCUGCGUGAAGGGUGUGUCCGGCCUCAAGUGCGACGAGUGUGCCCGGGGCUACCAGGGCGAGUUCCCCAACUGUGAACCCUGCGACCCCUGCUUCGCCGUGUGGGACACCGUGGUCACUGAGCUGACCAAUCAGACCCGGCGUCUGGAGGGUCAAGUCGCAGAGCUGCAGACGACCGGGGUGACGGCGCCGUAUAAAGAACUGAUCGGCAGUCUGGAGCGAAACAUCAAGGCUGUCAAGGAAAUCAUAGAGAGCAACCCUGCAGGAGUGAAGCUGGAGCAGGUCCAGGAGCUGAUGAACCACAUCACAGGCGUGACGUCCUACGUCAACAUAAAGCUGAACACCACAGAGGAGAGCCUGAACCUCCUCCACAGCGAUGCCAACGCCACCGACGCCAACCUGGACGCUCUGACAGACGAGGCUAAUAAACUGGAGCAGAGCGUCAAGGACCUGAGACAGGAAGUGUACAACGCCAAGAACGCCAACAUCCAGGGUGCUAUGGACACUAUUUCAGAUGCACACUUUAAGUCCACGAUGGCAGAGGGCCGCGCCAACGCCUCCACCAGCAGCCCCGGAAACACAGUGGAACAGUCGGCCUCGGUACGGAAAGCCACAGAGGACAAACUGAACAGCGGUCAGAAGGAGUUCAACCGCAAGCUCGAAAGAAACACGCAGAAGCUGGACAAACUGUCCGACGAGCUGGAUAACUUUGACCUGACGCCGAUCAGUGAGAAGACGUGCGGUGGCGCGGCCGAGGGUGAGAACUGCUCCGGCUCUCCCUGCGGCGGUUUGGGUUGUGUCGGCGAGGACGGGGCGCCUCGGUGCGGCGGGGACGGCUGCAAAGGCGUCGUCACGACCUCCCAAGCUGCUCUGAAAUCAGCCAAAGACCUGGACCAGGAGAUCCUCACCGCCAUGCAGGAGGUGGACAAGCUCUCCAGGCUGGUGUGGGAGGCAAACACGCGCGCAAACAAGGCUAAAGUGGACGCUCAGACGGUGCUGGUCAAAUCCAACCAGAGCAAAGAGCGAGUGGAGCAGAGCAACGAGCAGCUGCGCAGCCUCAUCAAAGAGAUACGAGACCUGCUCACCAAUGACAAGGCCAACGUGUCCGUGAUCGAGGCGGUGGCCAACGAGGUGCUCGCUCUGGAGAUGCCGACGUCGUCCGAGAAGCUGAAGGAGCUGACGAAGGAGAUCCGGGAGAAGGUCGACUCUCUGACCAGCGUGGAGACGAUCCUCAGUCAGAGCGCCGAGGACAUCCAGUCGGCGGAGGCGCUGCUCAAAGAGGCCAAGGCUGCAAGUGAGCAGGCGGCUAACAUGAAGGAGACGGCAGAUGUGGUGAAGGCAGCCCUGGUCGAGACCGAGCGCGCUCAGACCAUCGCCAUGGACGCCAUCGAGCUGGCCCAGAACAACACAAAGGGAACCCUGGAGCUGCUGAUCUCUGUGGAGUCUGAGACGGCUGAUUCGGAGCUGAAGCUCAGCAACACGACGGGUCGUCUGGUUCAGCUGGAGCGGGAGGUCGGCCUGCUGAGACAAAACAACCUGGAGGUGAACCAACUUGCUGAGACGGCCGACUGGGUCUCGAACCAGGCCAGACUGACCGCUGAGGAAGCCCAGCAGGAGUUUGACGAGGACGUGAAGGACAGAUUGGAGAAGGUGGAGGACCUGGUGGAGAUUAAAGGGGAGUCGGUGCUGCAGGCGAAAAGGAAAGCAGACGAGCUGCAGAAGGAGGCCAGAGAGCUGCUCGCUCAGAGCAGCAGCAAGCUGCUGAGACUCGGAGAGUUGGAGAUCUCCUACGAGGAAAACCAGCGGACUCUUGAGUCCAAAGCUGCCGAGCUGGCCGAGCUGGAGCAAACGGUGCGCCGGGUCCUGGAGGAGAUCAGCUACAAAGUGACGCUGUACAGCACCUGUCUGUGAUCAAUCACCUGGACACAGCGUCACCUCAGACUCUUUACUGUUCUCAAAGGUUUCAGCUGGGAUUCUAAUGUUUUCAAAACACUACAGGAGCCCUGAGCAGACGUGCAUACAUAAAAUAUAAUUUACUCCUUUCACCUGUGAUCACGAGUCAUUUCCAGUCGUUUUCCUGAGAUCGACUUAUUUAUCUCAUCAUCUCAAGAUAUCAAUUUUUACAGAUUAAUUUAUGUCUUUAUCUAAAAAUAGCAAAGUUUGUUUUCUCAUGAAGAUUUUCAGGCGAUCUAGAAAAACAAACAGCAAGCUGGUCACUGAUUGGUCAGCCCACACUAAUGAGGAAAGUCGAGACUAUUUCUAUGAGUGCUUUUGCUUUUCUCUGAGUACAAGAUCAUUGAAUCUCGAGGACACAACUGGAAGUUACUCGUCAUCACUGGAAAGCUGAGUGAACUUAUUAUAUGGAUGCAUGUCUGCUUAGGGCUCCAGUGAAAUACAGCUGUCACCCGAGUGUUUGAAAGCUAUCACGAUGUUCGACCCUCAGUGCCAAAAGUUUUGUCUGGUCGUGUCUCUGCCGACGACUUAACACUCAGCCGUGCCAAAAAGUGUUUUAGCAAUUGAGACGAGUUUCAAAGCUGCCAAAGUAUUAAAGUCCCAAAAGGAAACCACUAAAAGCCAAAGUGACCUCAGUGCUUCAAACACAGAAUGUGUAGAGAAUAUACGAUGAAGCUGUAUGAGAUUUAAAUAUGAGACUAUUUGAUAGACAUGUUACAGUUUUAUACUUCCUUUGAAAGCCUAAAUAUAUUUAACAGUAAGAGGAGCAGAAGCAUUUUGUUAACGGUUCUGUGACCUCAGAGAAAUAUUGAAUUGAAAAAUAAAGUUUCUCAAACAUC
Molecule: messenger RNA, 6336 nt
Organism: Labrus mixtus (cuckoo wrasse)
Lineage: Eukaryota; Metazoa; Chordata; Actinopteri; Labriformes; Labridae
Gene: lamb1b
Product: laminin, beta 1b
Exons: 33
Coding region: 110-5455 (1781 amino acids)
Biological process (GO): basement membrane assembly; substrate adhesion-dependent cell spreading; cell migration
Cellular component (GO): laminin trimer
Molecular function (GO): integrin binding; extracellular matrix structural constituent
Source: RefSeq, a predicted model, not a curated record